AUGCCACGCCGACCGCAGACCUACGAUGAUUAUGGAGCAGCCGUUCAGCAGGUUAUACUGACCUCGUCGGAUUCAGACUUUCUCGACCAGCUCAUCCCCGUGCUUAAAGAUGCCUCCAACUCGAACCGGACCUCCUCGCUCAUGCAGAACCUUUCGAGAUAUGCGGAAGAUAGAGAGUCAGAAAUUGAAAGAAUCGGGUUGACGAAGCACGAGGAGUUCCUCGGUUCGGUUAACCAGCUGCAGACCGUUCGCGAGGGCACCGUGGCCCUUACAGCAGAGAUUCUGAGGCUGAACCAGUCGAUCCAAGCUAGCACAGAGAAGCUUGCCGACCAGAAACAGGCUCUUGUCAAUACGAGAGCUGUGCGACAAAACAUCGCUGAUGCCUCAGAUGCCUUGAAAGAAUCCCUCAAAAUCCUUCAUGCCGUCAACCAUGCUCACGAUCUGAUUCGCAAAAAGAAGUACUAUGCCGCACUAAAAUCUCUCGAUGAUCUGCAAAACGAGCAUCUUAUUCCCACUAUCCAGAAUAAAUAUGCAACCCAGCACAAACUUGCUGAUGUUAUUCAGAAAUCAAUACCAGCGUCCCAGAAAAUAAUAUCGGAAGCGGUCAUGACUGACCUGAACACUUGGUUGUUUCGUAUCCGCGAAACCUCACAAUUUCUUGGCGAAGUCGCAUUUUAUCACACCGAACUGCGAAGAGCGAGACAGAGAGAACGCGUCGAGAACGAUAGCUAUCUGAACAAUUUCAGGUUAAACUCGUCUAUUGAACUCGUGUUUGAUGAGAGUGAGGAGUUCGACGUGCUUGAUAACGAGGAGCUUCAGGUCGAUUUCCAUCCCUUGUUUGAAUGCCUUCACAUCCACGACGCCCUGGGUCAAAGUGACAAGUUUCGUGCCGAGUACGCCACGACACGUCGGCAGCAGAAAGACCUGCUCCUGCCGAGUACGGUCGGAUUGGUAGCAGAUGAUGAGACCUCCCUCAGCAGUUUGCUGGAGGGUAUUGCAGGCUUCGCCAUCAUUGAAAAGGCGACAAUGCGUCGCGCUCCUCACCUGCGAUCUGCGAUUGACGUGGAUGAACUCUGGGACUCGAUGUGUCACACCGCUAUCACGCUUACUUCGCAAGCUCUGGAUGAAGUCAGCAACGCCGAAGUUCUCCUUAAAAUCAAGGGUGUCAUAGCCCUCUUUAUCCAAACCAUGGAGGGAUGGGGUUAUUCUGUUUCUGUACUGGACAAUUUUCUCCUAAAGUUAUUCGACAAAUAUGCAGAGUUGUUGAAGCGUCGAUUCAGCGAAGACUUCCAAGAGAUUGUGUCAACGGACGACUAUAUGCCUAUGGCUAUCAACACCCGUGAGGAAUAUGAGAAAGUGGUGAAUGUCAGCUGGUUCUCGCAAGACAAGUCUCUGGAGGAACUUAGCUUCCCCUGUGUCUUGCCCUUUUCGCAAAUGUAUCCUCUCUGUUGUAUCGAUAUUCGGAAUUUUCUGAACCAAUUCUACUUCUUCUCCGACGAUCACUUUCAACAUCCCAAUGUUAUUGAUGAGACGCUCCGCAAGGUAGGAUCUCCGUCGCUCGAUGAGCUAUUAACAGAGAAAGUGUGCAAAUCUCUGGUGGAGAGGCUCAGCUCACAAUACCUUGGCCAAAUCGUGCAAAUUCUCAUUAACCUUGAACACUUUGAGGCGGCCUGCCAGGAACUGGAACAGCUUCUCAUCAGGGCGAGGUCGUCUACAUCAGCUGGUGGGCCCGUCACGCUCGUCGCCACUGAAAAGUUUAGGAAUAACAAGAAAACUGCCGAGAAGCGAAUUUUUGAAUUGGUAAAUUCUAAGAUCGAUGACCUCGUGGACACUGCAGAGUACGACUGGAUGGCUACCACUACUUCACCCGACCCCAGCAAUUAUAUGCAGACUAUGACGCGCUACCUUUCAAACAUUAUGAACUCAACACUCCUGGGUUUACCAAGGGAAAUUAAGGAGCUUAUCUAUUUCGAUGCCCUCAGUCAUGCCGCCAACAAAAUCUUGGCGUUGCCCCUUUCCCCUGACGUCAGGCAUAUUAAUGCGAAUGCUGUUGCCGCAUUGGCCAAAGACGUCCAGUACUUGACGGAAUUCGUCGACAGCCUUGAGAAUGGAGCAAUGCUUCGAGAAAACUUGGAUGAACUCCAGCAAACCAUCAACUUGAUGCAGUCUGAUAACCAUGACGAAUUCUUUGAUAUUUCAAUCCGAAACAAGAAAUUUGGGCGUGUCGAUGCAAUGAAUGGCCCGAUACUCCUAGAAAAAAUUACGUCCAGCCCACAAGGCCCUGCCCGCAGCGCCCCGCUUGCCAAUUUUUCAUCCCGAUUUGGCAUGAUGAAGUGA
Molecule: messenger RNA, 2337 nt
Organism: Colletotrichum truncatum
Lineage: Eukaryota; Fungi; Ascomycota; Sordariomycetes; Glomerellales; Glomerellaceae
Product: exocyst complex component
Biological process (GO): Golgi to plasma membrane transport; exocytosis; intracellular protein transport
Cellular component (GO): membrane; exocyst
Source: RefSeq, a predicted model, not a curated record